AUUGCAAACCGACGUGAGAUUAGAAAAACUACGAGGCAAGAUUAGAAAAAUUCCCGAGUCACGAUAACAAAGUUCAUACACGUUCGAACAACGAUCUUUCGAAAAGCACACGAUGUCGGAGCAUUAUCUCGUCAGUGUUCGACUCGUCAGCGUCGGCUGAUUCAUGUUCCACGACUGUCGCCGAUCAUCGCGAGUGGAAAGCCUUUAGCCUUUGGAACACAAACACACACCGGUGUCAGCCGAUGGUAAACAGUCGAUCGGCGAUCAUCGUGCCGUUUAGACGUUCGUAAACGUCCAUAGAAGCUACGAGUGUGAGAGUGGACGCGCGAGUGCGAUUAACCGGCACGGACCGCGAUUACGCUGUCUGUCUAGCAGCCAGCGUGUCAGCGUGCCAACGUACCACCGUACCAAAGCGUGUAUCACCAGCGUGUGCAUCACGCCCACGUUUCUAUUUCCCUGCUAAUCGAAUUCGGCCAUGAGGAUCCUCGUCUGACCGAUCUCAUCGUCUGCAACGUCUCGACCGGCUUCGAUAUCAGCGUCGCCCUAGCUUCCAAAUUUCGAGCAUAUAUUUUCGGAGGAGGAAACGCCGGACCAUGAAUUCGAACACUCCCAGGCACGAACUGUACAAUUUGAGACCGUGGAUGCAGCCGGGUGGAGGUGGCGCGGCCCACGCAGGUGGGACAGGUGACGACGAGGCUCCGAAAGAUCCCGGUGUUCGGAUCACUCAUCAAUCUUACACCGAAAAAGACUACGAAGGUCACAGAGCGCACACGGUGUAUGUGGGCGUGCAUCUGCCAGGCGAAAGGAGACACCGUCGCCAUCACAAGCACCAUCAUUCCCAACGUCAAACGUACAGUGCCGAUAAGGAGAAUGUCGACAACGAUAGGCCCAGACAAUUGCUGAUGACUCGAAGGAGUCGACUAUCUAGUAUCUGCGACCCCGACGGCGAGAUGAUACUUACACCGCCAGCCCAGAGGGUGCAGUUCAUCCUGGGCGAGGAAGUCGGGGACGAUGCACACGAGUCGCAUCCUCUCUUCUCCGAAAUGGAGGAGCUCGUCAGGGACGGCGACGAGAUGGAAUGGAAGGAAACGGCCAGGUGGAUCAAGUUCGAGGAAGACGUGGAAGAGGGUGGAAAUAGGUGGAGCAAACCUCACGUAGCGACUCUCUCGUUACACGCUCUGUUCGAGCUGAGGAGCCUGCUGUUAAAUGGAACUGUGAUGUUGGACAUGGAGGCGGCCAGUUUGGAGCAAAUCACCGAUCUGGUUCUCGACAACAUGAUCAACAAGGGCUCCCUGCCGAUCGAAGCCAGGGAAAAGGUGAGGGAAGCUCUUCUGGUGAGGCACCGGCAUCAACACGAGAGACGCAAAGACAACAACAUGUCCAGGCUACCUAUCAUCAGAUCGUUGGCCGAGAUAGGUCGAAAUCAUUCCUCUUCGAAGAAUUUCAACUGUACAUGUGGUUUGCAUGCGUUGUUGACGUCAGAUUUACAGGAGCGUCGCGACGCUAGGGACGCCUACGCGCCCUCCGUCGCUCGCAGCAGCAGUUGCCCAAAUUCGAACACUGCUCUGCUCUCGAAAGAGGCGAAAGAUCUGAAAGGACCGUACCUUCUAGUUCCAGACGAAUUCGGCAUUCCCCACGUGGUCGGAUUCACAACAUGGUUCGCGAUGUGUCAACUAAAAGUGGAGGAAUCGAAUUCCGCCCCGGCGAUCGCCGGCGCAACAAGUCACGGCAGUGGGCCAACGCUGAAUGCCGGUAGCCGCUUCCUUGCCAUACCCGGUAACCCCGGCCAAGAACCAGGCAGCAACGGGAUGGACCGGAGUCCAAGCAGCGUAUCAAUUAGUCGGAAUCACAGUUCGUCCGCCUUGGAGAACGGGGACGCGAAUCACAAGGGUAAUACUCAUUUUAUGCGGAAAAUACCAGCUGGGGCCGAGGCGAGCAACAUUCUCGUAGGGGAAGUGGAUUUUUUAGAUAAAACUCUGUCAGCCUUCAUUCGGCUAAGCCAAGCGGGAAUAAUGGGCGACUUGACGGAAGUUCCUGUGCCAACAAGAUUUAUAUUCGUCCUGCUCGGACCUACGGGAGGAAUCACCGGUUUUCACGAGAUCGGCCGCGCUAUGGCGACCUUGAUGUCCGACGAAGUCUUCCACGACGUGGCUUACAAAGCUAAGAACAGAAACCAUCUGCUUGCCGGAAUCGACGAGUUCUUGGACGCUGUUACGGUUUUACCGCCAGGGGAAUGGGAUCCUACGAUCAGAAUAGAACCGCCUGCCGCCAUUCCUUCGCAGGAUGUAAGAAAGCGACCAAAGGAGGAAAAACCGAAGGAAGAGCUGGACGAGGAAGCGGACGAGCAAAAAUUGAGGGAGGAAUCCGGUCUCUCGCGAAGCGGCAGGCUUUUCGGCGGUUUGAUAAACGACGUAAAGAGGAAAGUGCCGUUCUACUUCUCCGACUUCAAGGACGCGUUGGCUCUACAAUGCGUAGCCUCUUUUAUCUUCCUGUACUUCGCCUGCCUCUCGCCUAUAAUUACGUUCGGUGGUUUGCUCGGCGAAGCAACCGGCAAAAACAUGGCUGCGAUGGAGUCGCUGGUUUCCGGUUUUGUUUGCGGUAUCGGCUACGGAUUUUUCUCUGGACAACCACUCACCAUUCUCGGCUCCACCGGCCCAGUUUUAGUCUUCGAGACGAUAGUCUACGAAUUUUGCAAGAAAUCGGAUUGGAACUACAUGUCGUUUCGCUUCUGGAUCGGUUCGUGGAUAACCCUGAUUCUUCUGAUUCUCGUGGCGAUCGAUGCCAGUGCUUUCGUGUGCUACAUCACGCGAUUCACCGAGGAGAACUUCGCCACCUUGAUCGCGUUUAUCUUCAUCUACAAGGCCAUCGAAAACGUAUUGUCCAUCGGCAAGAAGUACCCUUUGAACACUCACGCGAACGAGCCGUUCAACUACGAAUGUUGGUGUAAACCGCCGAAUGGCAGCCUGCCGUCUAGCUACGACAACGUUAAUUGGACGGCGCUCGAUCAAAAAACAUGCCAGAGUUACAACGGCACGCUGAUGGGCGACGGUUGCAACCUACCGCACUACAUACCCGAUGUGUUCCUCAUGUCAAUUAUACUAUUCAUGGGCACAUUCUUGUUAUCCAUCGAGCUCAAAGAUUUCAAGAACGCUCUCUUCUUUCCGUCGAAGGUCAGGCAGGUGGUGAGUGAUUUCGCGGUGAUCAUCGCGAUAUUUUCGAUGAGCACGCUCGAUCAUAUCGUGAAUAUCCCGACGCCGAAGCUCGAGGUACCGGAGGAAUUCAAGCCGACGUUGGCCGAUCGGGGAUGGAUCAUCUGGCCUUUUCAAAGUAACCCGUGGUGGAGCGCCAUCGUCGCGUGUCUGCCAGCUCUCCUAGGCACUAUACUGAUUUUUAUGGAUCAACAAAUUACAGCGGUGAUAGUCAAUAGGAAGGAGAACAAGUUAAAGAAAGGAUGCGGCUAUCAUUUGGAUCUGUUCAUUCUCGCGAUCCUCAUCGAAAUCUGCUCGGUAAUGGGAUUGCCUUGGUUCGUCGCGGCGACCGUACUCUCCAUCAAUCACGUGAACUCGUUGAAGUUGGAAUCGGAGUGCGCCGCACCCGGUGAAAAGCCACAGUUCCUCGGUGUCCGCGAGCAACGAGCCACCCAUAUCUUGAUCUUUUUGAUGAUCGGCUGCUCGGUGCUGCUCACGCCGAUGUUGAGACACAUACCGAUGCCAGUAUUAUUUGGUGUUUUCCUUUACAUGGGAGUUGCUUCGCUAAAGGGGCUGCAAUUUUUCGACAGGAUUCUGAUCAUGCUGAUGCCGGUUAAAUAUCAACCCGACUAUAUGUUCCUCCGACAGGUACCGUUGAAGCGAGUUCAUCUGUUUACAACGAUACAAUUGACUUGUUUGGCCUGCUUGUGGAUCAUUAAAUCCUUCAGCAGCACGUCCAUUCUGUUCCCUUUGAUGUUGGUGGUGAUGAUCGGUAUACGCAAGUCUUUAGACUUGAUGUUCACUCAACGCGAGUUGAAGAUCCUGGACGACGUAAUGCCGGAACCGAGCAAGAAACACGCCGACGAUCUUCGACAAUUGGAGAGCGGCGAGGAACAGAACGAGUCCAUGGGAUACGGACCGUCAGGAAAUAUACAGAUCUCGUUAGCGAACGGCAACAUCAUGAAGAUCCCGAUGGCGAGCAUCAAUAUUAGCGAGGAGGUGAACAAAACCGGGAUUUGGCAGCAAGUGAACGAAGGGAACGACAAAAUGAAACAAGUGAAACUGAUCAACGCGGGAAAGCAAAAGAAGCAUUCGAAGAAAGAGAACUCGUUGAUGGCCGACGAGACUACGAGGCUGACUACGAUGACCGAGGAGGACGAAGACGACAGUGGGAUCUCUAUCAAGGUAGACUUGAUACGCUCGAAGGAAAGCAUCAGCCCGUUAACGAUUAACGGCACUACCUCGGCCGAGACUUCCGUCUAACGAAAGCAACGCUACAUUGGGAAACGAUCGCUCGGUCGUUUAACUGAAGAUUUUUCCGUUUUCUCUUUGGUUCCAGCUAAACGAUACAAAGCACGUCUCGAUUUCCAUCGUACGCGUUAUGGUAAAAA
Molecule: messenger RNA, 4579 nt
Organism: Frieseomelitta varia
Lineage: Eukaryota; Metazoa; Arthropoda; Insecta; Hymenoptera; Apidae
Gene: Ndae1
Product: sodium bicarbonate cotransporter 3
Exons: 24
Coding region: 594-4451 (1285 amino acids)
Biological process (GO): transmembrane transport; monoatomic anion transport; bicarbonate transport
Cellular component (GO): plasma membrane
Molecular function (GO): monoatomic anion transmembrane transporter activity; solute:inorganic anion antiporter activity; sodium:bicarbonate symporter activity
Source: RefSeq, a predicted model, not a curated record